GGUCAGAUCGCGAAGUAGAGGAUCCGAAGCUGCUCUCGCCUAUCAAAAGUCGUCUCAAAACCAACUCUCACAAGAGCCAUGUCGUCGCUGUACAGGGACCCUUGGGCGCGGCGUGAGGCCUGGCGCAAGCACCCCGUCUUCUCACACCGCUUCAUGGUCCGGAACUUCAUCCCCGGCUUCGCUUUCGGCGUCGCAGCCUUUUCCGUCUAUCUCGCAGUGGAUGCGCUCACACACCCAAGCAACAUCGAAAAGCUCAAGGAGGAUGCGAGGAAGCAGAGAGGGGAGCAGUAAAUAGCGUAUGAUGUGCCCGGCUGGGUCCAGCAGUGGGUGGGCAGGUGGUCGCAAUCAACAUAACAUCGCACGUAUGAAUGCAGCGACUGACUCUGGCCUUGAGACCUUAUCCGAACGGGCAAGAGCCUGACUUAUGGUCUUCAAUGCUUUGAUUACUAAGAUCGUGCUACAACACAAGGUCCUGCGAGUCAUAGUUCUCUGCAAGAAGUCUAUAGACGAG
Acaromyces ingoldii is the source of this 511-nucleotide messenger RNA. RefSeq lists its product as hypothetical. Gene Ontology annotation, biological process: electron transport chain; mitochondrial respiratory chain complex I assembly. The coding region runs from base 79 to 291 and encodes 70 amino acids. Gene Ontology annotation, cellular component: mitochondrion. NCBI's taxonomy places the organism in Eukaryota, Fungi, Basidiomycota, Exobasidiomycetes, Exobasidiales, Cryptobasidiaceae. The transcript has 2 exons. The record is from RefSeq and is a predicted model, not a curated record.